AUGCGGUCGUUCUUCAAGAAGCCCGCUUGGGCAGCAAAUGCCGGGGACACGGGAGCGGAAUUCUAUCGGCGAUCAGGACAAACAUAUGGCGACAUUGUGGCGGCAAAUCGAGAAGCGCAUGAAAAAGCGAAAUUGGAAUCGGAAAAGCUCGGGUAUAUAGAGGAGAAUGUUGAUGAGACUGGCGGCAGACAUUCGAAGCGGCCUCGUCUGGCGAGCGAGUCGGAGAAUACGGCGGCAGAUGCUGCGGACACAAGUCAAUGCACCCAAAAAUCCGGGACAGAAGAGCCUCACCAGCCUCUUAAUUCGCCAGGAGCCUGUCGAGCCCAAAGAGAGGCUAAAUCUAUACUCGAAGAUGAAACAUUGAACAAUACUUCCACCUGUUCCCGCUAUGGUCGCCUAGAGGACAGUCCUUCCAUUCCUCUCCCGGAUAAAGCCGUGUCCUCUAACCCACCAACUCGCCUUUCAUCCCAAACCAUGGCUAUUACGUGCAAUGGAAUAGCCCACAAAGAAAUUCCACGUCACUCUAGUGCAGCCGCAACUCCUCGACCCGCGAAGCCCUCAGCCCCUCCCAGGGAAGAACCAAUUGUGCAAAUUCUCAUAACCUCUCAAAUCCCAGGUUCAAAGCCUUUGCUUGUUCAUCGAAAAAUGUCCCAAAGUCUAAGGGAUGUUCGAAUCGAAUGGUGUAAGCGCCAAGGAAUUACUAAAGAGAUGCAGUCGUCUGUCCACCUCACAUGGCGAGGUCGACGUUUGUUCGAUGUCACGACCUGCAGAAGUUUAGGGAUCAAGCUAGAGAGUAAGCUGACACUCUCGGAACUGGAUGAUGACCCGAUCGCAGGCCCAAGAGAGUUGCGUAUUCACAUGGAAGCUGUCACCGAUGACCCACUCCUUCUGAAUCGACCAGGUCUCCCACUAAACGAGGAUAAAGCAUCGCAUGCCCCUCCCGUUUCCGAAGAUGAUCAAAAUGAGCCGAUGAAGUUGACGCUCCGCAGUGCCGGAUUGAGUGAUUUCAGGAUAAGAGCAAGACCAAAGACACUGGUGUCUAAGCUCAUCUCAGUAUUUCGCGACAGACAGAACAUCCCCGCUAACCGAGAUGUGUCGCUUUUAUUUGAUGGGGACCGAUUGGAUCCUGAUACUUGUCUUCGUGACCAUGACAUUGCAGAUCUUGACAUGGUGGAUGUCCAGGUCAAAAGCCAUGUCUAA
This is a messenger RNA of Penicillium maclennaniae, 1200 nucleotides long. RefSeq names its product small ubiquitin-related modifier domain-containing protein. Gene Ontology annotation, molecular function: protein binding. Bases 1 to 1200 code for a protein of 399 amino acids. The transcript has a single exon. The record is from RefSeq and is a predicted model, not a curated record. Lineage: Eukaryota; Fungi; Ascomycota; Eurotiomycetes; Eurotiales; Aspergillaceae.